Equus quagga is the source of this 1341-nucleotide messenger RNA. RefSeq names its product histamine receptor H3 (gene HRH3). Gene Ontology annotation, molecular function: histamine receptor activity. Lineage: Eukaryota; Metazoa; Chordata; Mammalia; Perissodactyla; Equidae. Gene Ontology annotation, biological process: adenylate cyclase-activating adrenergic receptor signaling pathway. The transcript has 3 exons. Bases 1 to 1341 code for a protein of 446 amino acids. Gene Ontology annotation, cellular component: membrane. The record is from RefSeq and is a predicted model, not a curated record.
AUGGAGCGCUCGCCGCCCGACGGGCCGCUGAACGCGUCGGGGGCGCUGGCGGGAGAGGCGGCGGGCGGGGCGCGCGGCUUCUCCGCCGCCUGGACCGCGGUGCUGGCCGCGCUCAUGGCGCUGCUCAUCGUGGCCACGGUGCUGGGCAACGCGCUGGUCAUGCUCGCCUUCGUGGCUGACUCGAGCCUCCGCACCCAGAACAACUUCUUUCUGCUCAACCUCGCCAUCUCCGACUUUCUCGUGGGAGCCUUCUGCAUCCCGCUCUACGUGCCCUAUGUGCUGACAGGCCGCUGGCCCUUUGGCCGGGGCCUCUGCAAGCUGUGGCUGGUAGUGGACUACCUGCUCUGCACCUCCUCCGUCUUCAACAUCGUGCUGAUCAGCUAUGAUCGCUUCCUGUCGGUCACUCGUGCCGUCUCCUAUCGGGCCCAGCAGGGCGACACGCGGCGGGCGGUGCAGAAAAUGGUGCUGGUGUGGGUGCUGGCCUUCCUGCUGUACGGGCCGGCCAUCCUGAGCUGGGAGUAUCUGUCCGGUGGCAGCUCCAUCCCCGAGGGCCACUGCUAUGCCGAGUUCUUCUACAACUGGUACUUCCUCAUCACGGCCUCCACCCUCGAGUUUUUCACACCCUUCCUCAGCGUCACCUUCUUUAACCUCAGCAUCUACCUGAACAUCCAGAGGCGUACCCGCGUCCGGCUGGACGGGGCCCGCGAGGCAGCCGGCCCGGAGCCCCCUCCCGAGGCCCAGCCCUCCCCACCGCCGGCGGUGCCAGGCUGCUGGGGCUGCUGGCAGAAGGGGCGUGGGGAGGCCCUGCCGCUGCACAGGUACGGGGUGGGGGUUGGCGAGGCGGCCCCUGGCGCCGAGGCUGGGGAGAUGGCCCUCGGGGGUGGCAGCGGUGGGGGUGCCGCGGCCUCGCCCACCUCCAGCUCGGGCAGCUCCUCGCGAGGCACCGAGCGGCCGCGCUCGCUCAAGAGGGGCUCCAAGCCCUCGGCGUCCUCGGUGUCGCUGGAGAAGCGCAUGAAGAUGGUGUCCCAGAGCAUCACCCAGCGCUUCCGGCUGUCGAGGGACAAGAAGGUGGCCAAGUCACUGGCCGUCAUUGUGAGCAUCUUCGGGCUCUGCUGGGCCCCGUACACACUCCUCAUGAUCAUCCGGGCCGCCUGCCAUGGCCACUGCAUCCCUGACUACUGGUACGAGACAUCCUUCUGGCUGCUAUGGGCCAACUCGGCCGUCAACCCUGUCCUCUACCCGCUGUGCCACUACAGCUUCCGCCGAGCUUUCACCAAGCUGCUCUGCCCCCAGAAGCUCAAGAUCCAGCCCCACAGCUCUCUGGAGCACUGCUGGAAGUGA